This is a messenger RNA of Panicum virgatum (switchgrass), 1682 nucleotides long. Its product is annotated as disease resistance protein PIK6-NP-like. The coding region runs from base 214 to 1158 and encodes 314 amino acids. The transcript has 2 exons. NCBI's taxonomy places the organism in Eukaryota, Viridiplantae, Streptophyta, Magnoliopsida, Poales, Poaceae. The record is from RefSeq and is a predicted model, not a curated record.
AGCACCCGUCGAUGAACUUUGGCCAUGGUUUCGCUAGGCAGACAUCCCUCAAAAAAUUAAAAAAAAAGAUGCCAAGACUAAUCAUCAUUUGUAUACAAGCGGGCAGGCUAACAAGACUAAUUGGCACUCUUGCUAGCCUCUGCCAGAACUGCCCAAGCUAGCUAGGUAGACGAGCGAGAAAGUUGGUGAGCAAGGGCCGCCGGCCGGGUAGCCAUGGCGGAGCUCACAUCCGGCGCCGUGACAACGCUGCUGGGCCUCAUCCGCGACGAGACGCUGAUGCUGAGCGGUGUCCGGGGCGACGUGCAGUUCAUCAGGCAGGAGAUGGAGAGCAUGAAGAGCUUCCUGGCUCACCUCGGGAGGACGGCGCCUCCCGGCGGCGAGCACGACGAGCAGGUCCGCGCCUGGACGAACCAGGUCCAGCUCCUCGCGCAGGACUGCAACAACUGCAUCACCACCUACCGGUACUACGGCGACCCCGACAUCCACCGCGCCCGGGACGGCCUCCGGCGCUACAUGUGGUGGCUUCCCUGGUUCGUGAGGAAGGUAGCCGCGCAGGCGCAGCACGACGCGGCAAUCCGGCUGCGUGAGCUCAAGGACCAGGCGCGCGACAUUGGCGAGCGGCGCCAGAGGUACGGGGUGGAGGUCCCGGCCAGGGCGGCUGGAUCUGGGUCGCCGUUCCCUGUCCCGUUCGACGACGUCGACGACGAAGCAGAGCAAGCGGUGUCACCGGAGGAGGAGGAGGCCGUUCAUGGCUGCCUUAGAGCCGUUUUGGAGGCUCGCUCUCUGGAUGACUACUUCAGGGGGAAGCUUGGCGACUGGAUGCAGGAUGCUAAAAAAGACAAGAAGAAAACCAUGUCUGUCGCCAUUAUGGCGCCUCAUGUUGAUCCUGACAAAGUUGAAAAGGAAGUUCUUGACGCCGCGAGAGCCCAUUUCAAGCGCAUCUUGGUGGUCGACAUAAACAAAUUCACGGCAGCUCAAGUGGGUCUAUUCGAUUUCUUCAGCUUCCCGCUGCAACCCUUCGACAUCCUCUACGACGUACUAGACAAGCUCCAGCGGCAGGAAGGCACAUCAGCAGGAGGUCAAUCCAAUUAUCCAAAUCCCAACCCCAGGAGAGUUCUCAAGGCACGUCGAGAAGAACAAGGCAUGCAACAAUGGUAAAACAAACAGUGAAAAGUAUUAUCAUGUCAAAAAAGACAAACAGUUCCAGAUCCCAACCCCAGGAGAGUUCUCAAGGCACGUCGAGAAGAACAAGGCAUGUAAUGGUGAAAAUUACCCUUCUCCCCCCAAAAAAACAAACGCUGAAGAAUAUUGUCGUGUCGGGAAAACAAAAGGUGAGAAGUGAAAUCAUGGCAACUGUGAGUCACAUGAAGGUUCGCGAACAGUUUGAGGAAAUCGAGUCCGCUAUUGAACAAACCAAGUGGGAGGAACUGGAGCAGGUGCUGGAUAUGAAGCAGUAUGGCGGCGACGCGCUGGAAAUCCAAAGCUUUGGUCUACUCCGGCACCUUCUGUGUCAACUCAACAAGCACAACUCAGGUGCCGCUGCGAGUAAACGAGACCAAUCAAAGGGCGGCAGCGACAUCUUCGACCAGACAGUGACGAUGCUUAAGCAGCAUACGGAGAGGGGUGACACAGAGCAGCCGCCAUCAAUUACACUCGAGAAGACCAAAUAUGCUGACAUUCUU